Molecule: messenger RNA, 2469 nt
Organism: Penicillium maclennaniae
Lineage: Eukaryota; Fungi; Ascomycota; Eurotiomycetes; Eurotiales; Aspergillaceae
Exons: 1
Coding region: 1-2469 (822 amino acids)
Source: RefSeq, a predicted model, not a curated record
AUGGUGUUACCGCUACUCCUUUUUCCUGACGGAGAUACGCUUUUGUACAUCGACCCCGCGCCUGAGGACGGAGCUCCGCGCCUUCGAAAGCCGUCAACCGUUCACCGAAUCCAUAGCGACAGGCUUUUGGCCACAGAAUCAGAUUAUUUCAAGCGCCGGCUAGGUCCAAGGCAGCAGACUAGAGUUCGAAAGCAGCGUGGUUUUCCAGACACACUGCCCGAAGGCAUCAAGUACGUCCUGGAUCUGACGCCCCCAACGCUUGAAGAGGAAGCCAUUAUCUCAAUGACCGAGGUCUCCUGUCCGAUGGAGAUUCGAACAUGGGCAAGCUCCAAAAAUAUAUGGAAUCUCCCUUCUCAGUGUGUUGGGGGAACUGAUGAAACGGAAAUGGUGGAAGAGGCUUUUUUCCCUGUUGCAGAGGAUUAUUCGCUCAUGGAAGAGAAUCAUGACUACCAGGACUGGGAAGAUGAUGCCCGAGAGGAGGAGGCGAGCGAAGAAAAGGAGCAAGGGCCUCCUCGGAUGUAUCAACGAGCUGGCUUGCCGGUCGAAUACUCGGCUGUGCGCCAUCGAGAUGGUAUUGAACAGGUUUUGCACGUCCUGGAAGGACUCAAUGUCACCCUCGACACCCCGUGUAAGCUGUGGACAUUCUUUGCAGUAGCCAAACUUUUCAAGGUUGCGACAUUUCCUGCUGUGGCAGACUUAAUCAGCUCCUGGUUCUACAUGGAGAAUAACACACGGUUCAUCGAGGUUCACCCGCAGAUUGCAUAUCGCGUGGCAUGUGGGAUCGAGUCUCAGACCCUUUGUCGGAAUGCAUUUGUUGGCUUGGUUGGCGACGAGGCCCUUCUGUAUUUGAUUCGAGCUGGUCAACUGAAACCAGUGAAGGCAUGGGAGAAGAACUUUGCUCGAAGCCGAGCCGCCGAGUCGUUGGAUGAUUCCGAAAUGCAACGCGUCGAGUAUGCCAGCAAAAGCUUUGCGGACGAGGUCAUCGGUCAUUUCUUGCAUCUGGCUGGGGCUGAGAUGAUCUGGUUAGCAGACCUCGGGGAAUUCCAGAAGCUUACACAGCUAGCCCAAGAGAGUCCUGCUAGUAAGCCUAUGGUUCUUGACCUGAUCUCAAAGCUGAGAGAUUACAUUCGCUACACAAUCUACACAGCUCUGGCUUCAGUUGGGGACACCUGGCGAUCCUGUGAUUCCGUGCCACCCGGACAUCAUGAGGCAUACCUGCUUGCCUUCCGACCCUGCGAUCUUCUUCAGCGUAUCAUCGGCAGGAGAUUUUGGAAGGCGCUCCUGGUCUUAGAUUUUAGGUUAAGUGAAAUUUUUGACUCCAAGGAUCACCACUCGAUUGCCGAUGUCGGCAACGGAAUACUCGCUUUUCUAGGCCAGGACACUGCACGAAUUCACAAUAUCUCGCGUGCAUGGCUCGGUCAGCGUGUGGAUGUAUUCAACAGCACUGUCGCCGUCCGAGGCAACGCAGCCACCAGCCCGUGGGCUGCAGCAACUCAGAUAGCGAACGAGAAACAAUGGUGGACAUCCAACUCAAAUCUUCGUUGUCCUCUUCCGUUCGCCAACGCACUCAUUUCAACAGGUAACGUUCCUGUCGCGAAAUCUCAUGUCCCAACCACACUUCCAAUCAGAACAGUCGCUGAAAGCAGCGCCUUCACGGAGAUUGAUGCGAACACGUCACUUCCCUUGAGACCCACUCCAUCUCAGAAGAGCCCGGUCACUUCUUCGUCAGUUCUCAUCGCAGACGAAGUCGACUCAUCCGCCCAGGACUUGAGAUCGGAAGGAUCGUAUGUUUCGGAAACCCUUGAGAGCAGGAUGUUCAAUCUCCAAGAAUUCUUCGCACAGGUGUCAUCAUAUAUGAGCACCUAUUCACGGAAACUCCUUUUUCCUUGCAAUGAACAAAACAUAUCACUGGAGGCAACACCCACUUUGACCUGCCUGGGGGAAGAUCAAUACCAGUAUCUCCCAUUGUGGGCAGGCGGUAACGACGAUAAAUCCGGCGGUGUGUAUACGGACCACAACAUUCCUUUUUUGAAUAGGGGUGGCUUUUCUGCGCCAGGUCCAGCAGUGCACACUGGUAGCGCCGCCUCGAGUUCUUGUUCUUUUAGCGACAUCAACCCGAGUGAUUCUAUGAGCACUGUCUUUGGUGCCUCACACCAUGCUACUUAUUCUCACAUCUCCGAUCUCAUAUCAAUCAACUCUGCUGAUUCUGCCCAAAACCUUAAUGGAGGAAUAGCAGCCGCGCAUCUGGCGCCUAGUGACGUCGAAAGUUCGGUGCCAUCGGUCCUGUCCAUUGAAGAGGAGUUGGACCUGGACAAUGGCAGUGACGGUGCUGGUACGGUGACCAUGGGCUCUCCUUGUCUUUCUGAUGAUCUCGGCAUUAGUAUGGAACACCCUAGGAGCGAUGAUGAUUUUGCCGUUGUGGAGUUCGAGCUUCAAGAUGGCUCGCAUAGAGAGAUGAAAUGUGAUUAG